AUGUCUAAUAUAAAAAUCGUGUAUCAGAGAAAAGUCCAUAAGUUGCCCCCAAAGGUGACGACCUUUUAGGAAAUCGUAGAGACUAUCAAGACCCUUUACCCUCAAAUCAAGGAGGUUCAUUUAUUCACCAUUAUCAAUCCAAGUAGAAAAUUAACAUAUCUCCUAGGUGAACCUGAUGGAAUUGAGGAAAUCAAUUGCGAUUUGGCUCUAACGUUCCUGAAGAAAAUGUAUAAAUAGAUGAAAUGGCCGACUAUCAAAUUGCUUGUUGUGGAGAAUUUAAAUGAUGAAACCCAACUUCGAAAUUCCAUGGAUUUACUAAAUCAGAGUUAAAUUAUUUUGGACAAAUCCAAUUACCAAGAUCAGCCCAAUAACAAUAAGUAGGUGUUAGAGCAAAACAGCAAAGUGCCUUAAAAACAAGUAAUCGAUUACAAGAAGGAUGAGAAAUUAAAGUAAGCUAUAGUUUAAAUCAUCGAUGAACGAUUGAAUCACUACAAUCUUUUGAACGCAAAGGAUUAAGAGACGAUUAUCAUCACGUAGAAGGCCAAAAAGCUAUCCUAGAUGUUCACCCAAUACCCUGAGAAUUGGUUGUUUGACUUUGUGAAGCAGUCGGGUGCUCAUCAAUCGGAAGAACAUUUGGUAUCGUUGCUGACUGAGUAUAAUUGA
Messenger RNA from Paramecium tetraurelia, 663 nucleotides. RefSeq lists its product as uncharacterized. The record is from RefSeq and is a predicted model, not a curated record. Lineage: Eukaryota; Ciliophora; Oligohymenophorea; Peniculida; Parameciidae. The transcript has a single exon.